Messenger RNA from Dermacentor silvarum, 5058 nucleotides. Its product is annotated as zonadhesin. Bases 132 to 4679 code for a protein of 1515 amino acids. The record is from RefSeq and is a predicted model, not a curated record. Lineage: Eukaryota; Metazoa; Arthropoda; Arachnida; Ixodida; Ixodidae. The transcript has 3 exons.
GUAAGGCGGGAGAACGUCUUAUCCAGGACAGGUGACACGGACCUUGCGGGUCGCCACGAGCUCACUGGGAGAAGAGGAACUUAAAUUCAUUUAACCAAGAGCCGCGUCCUGGAAUUUUUGACGCGGUGAAGAUGCAGCUUGCUGCAUUUACAGCCACAUGCCUUGUGGCACUAUUUCUUUAUGUUGGCAAGGCAACAAGUACAUGCACUACGUCAUGCUCAACAUGCACAACCAGGUGCGGCCCUUUGGAGGUACCGACCCCACCAGGAACGCGGGCUCAGGACAGCUUUUGCAAGCCAUCGGUAACAUGCCGCAACGAAUUAAACAAGCUUCGGGUUUGUUUAUGCAAACCGGGUUACCUUCGCAACGCUUGGGGAAAUUGCGUAAGGAAGGAAGACUGCUGCAGUUGCCGCCGGGCCGCCAACAUGGACUUCAAUCAUUGCUCAUCUUCCUGCCCGAAGACCUGCGGUGUGCCUGAGAACAAGGAUUGCAGUCGACUCUGCGUUAGGGGUUGUGCCUGCGCACCGGGAUAUUGGAGGGCCUAUCCGCAUGGACCGUGCGUCGCCCCCAGCGAGUGCCCCAGCGGUGCUCCACUCCCGAGUCCAAUCAGUUGCCCCGGUCCCCACCAAGUCUACACGGCCUGUUCGUCACCAUGUCCCAUUACGUGUGCUAACCUCAACAAUCCACCGACGCGCUGCCCAGCGGCUUGCGGCGACCAGCAUUGUGUUUGUGCGCCAGGAUAUCUUGCUCUACAGCUCAACCCAUUAAAAUGCGUACGCAUCGACGAGUGCCCCGGCCGCGAACGGAGAUGUCCGGGCCGCAACCAGAAGUACACAACUUGUAAGUCACGCUGUCCCGCUACUUGUGCUAUCAACCGUACCCGCAUCUGCAUUGCAGAAUGCGCAGGCGAAGGCUGUGUCUGCAGGCAAGGUUUUGUCAUCUUACAAGAGAAUCCGCUGAUUUGUGUACGUCGCAAGGACUGCCCAGCCAAGCCAAACAGGUGCCCCGGCUACGGAGAAGUAUUUACGACUUGCAAAUCGCGCUGCCCGCCAACCUGCUGGGACAAUGAACCUCGACACUGCACUGCUGACUGUGCCGGCGAAGGUUGCGUGUGCGGGGAAGGUUUCGUGCAGUUGCAAGAUGCACCCUUGGUAUGCGUUCGGCGCGACAAAUGCCCAGCUCCGCCAGUGAAAUGUUCUGGCGCAAACCAGGUGUACACCCCUUGUAAGUCACGCUGCCCUGCCACUUGCUUGAACGGUGGACGUAGUGUAUGUGGCAACGACUGCGCAGGCCAAGGAUGCGCCUGCCGGAAAGGUUAUUUCCAGCUACAAACGGAACCACUUGUGUGCGUCACAGAGGAAGUGUGCGCCGUCAUGGCACAGAAACAGUGUCCAGGAGAAAACCAGGUGUUCACGAAUUGCAAAUCGGCCUGCCCUGCUACUUGCGCGGACCAAGGCGUUCCUCGCAUCUGCGGUAAUGAAUGCGCAGGCCAAGGAUGUGUCUGCAAGGAAGGGUUCGUUAUGUUACAAGAGGUGCCACUGAAAUGCGUCCGUCGCGAUCAGUGCAUGACCGCGUCGCAACAGUGCGCAGAUGAAACCCAGGUGUACACAAAUUGCAAAUCGAGGUGCCCUGAAACCUGCAAUGAACCUGGCCCUCGCGCGUGCACCAGGGAAUGUGCAGGCCAUGGGUGUGUCUGCAAGCGAGGUUUCGUCCAGCUACGCGAGCACCCACUUACAUGCAUCCGCCGCGAGAAGUGCCCAGCGAGGCCAGCGCAGUGUGCGGGUGCCAACCAAGUAUACACGUCUUGCAAAUCAAGCUGCCCUGAAACUUGUACAGGAACCGGCCCUCGUGUGUGUACUGCCAACUGUGCUGGCCAGGGAUGCGUCUGCAAGGAAGGUUAUGUCGAGUUACAAACAAACCCACUUAUUUGCGUUCUCCGCGAACAGUGCCCGUCCAAGCCAGAGCAAUGUGUGGGUGCUAACCAGAUGUACACGCCCUGCAAAUCGCGCUGCCCUCCAACAUGCUCAGACAGUGGACCACGUGUAUGCACGCGUGACUGCGCAGGCGAAGGCUGCGUCUGCAAGGAAGGGUACGUUCAGCUACAGGAGAACCCGCUUAUAUGUGUUCGCUUGGAACAGUGCCCGGCCAGACCAAAGCAGUGCACAGGCGCUAACCAGAUGUACACAACAUGCAAGUCACGCUGUCCCGCCACAUGCACAGACAGUGGUCCUCGUGCAUGCAGUGCAGACUGCGCCGGCCAAGGGUGCGUCUGUAAAGCAGGUUACUUUCAGCUACAAGCAAAACCGCUUAUCUGCGUCAGUCAUGAAAUAUGCGACGCUAUGGCAGAACAGUGGUGUCCUGGUGAGAACCAGGUAUACACUUCAUGCAAAUCGAGCUGUCCUGCCACGUGCUCUGCUGAGGAAACUGGCGUGUGCACUAACAAAUGUGCAGGUAAAGGAUGUGUAUGCAAAAAGGGCUUCGUGCAAUUACAAGCCGAGCCCCUGGUCUGCGUCCGACGUGAUAAUUGCCCAGUAAGCCCACAGCACUGUGGAGGAGCAAACCAGGUGUACACGUCUUGCAAGUCACAGUGUCCUGCUACUUGUUCAGAUUAUGGUCCUCGUGAGUGUGACCGUGAAUGCGCAGGGAAAGGGUGCGUCUGCAAGGAAGGAUUCGUAGAGCUGCAAAGGAAGCCGCUGAUUUGCGUGCGCCGCGACCAAUGCCCUGCCAGACCUGAACGUUGUCCCGGUCCAAACCAAGUGUUCACCUUAUGCAAGUCUAAAUGUCCUGAAACUUGCUCGGACAAGGGUCCUCGAGUGUGUAGUGCUGAUUGUGCAGGUCAAGGGUGCGUUUGCCAGCAAGGCUACGUGCAGGUAAAAGCUGAGCCAUUGGUCUGCGUACGGCGAUCCGAGUGUCCGGAGAAGCCAAAGCAGUGUAAACGUGCCAACCAAGAGUACACCUCGUGUAGACCGGGCUGUCCGGCCACUUGCUCAGGUAAAGGUCCCACCACUUGCAGUACUGAGUGCGAUGGGGAAGGAUGCGCUUGCAAGAAAGGCUUCUUGCAGCUGCAGAAGAGACCCCUUAUAUGCGUGACGGAAGAAAUAUGUGCCGUCAUGGCACAGCAGUGGUGUCCCGGUGAACACCAGGUGUACACGCCUUGCAAAUCGCUCUGUCCGGAGACCUGUACGGACGAUGAUACUCCCCAGUGUGCUGAUGAAUGCGGAGGCCAAGGAUGUGUCUGCGAAGAAGGUUACGUCCAGUUACAAGCGGAACCGCUCAUCUGCGUCCGCAGGAAGGAAUGCCCAGCCCGCCGAAAGAAGUGCAAGCGAGCCAAUCAGGUGUACACGACUUGCAGGUCACGGUGCCCUCCCACAUGUUCCAAUAAAGUACCGCAGGCUUGCACUGCUGACUGCGAUGGCGACGGAUGUGUUUGCAAACCAGGCUACUUCCGGUUGCAAAAGAAACCGCUUCUGUGCGUUACUGAGGAAACCUGCGAUAGCUCAUACCAGAUGUGCAAGGGCGCAAACCAGAUGUACUCUCUUUGCAAAUCUCUCUGCCCGGAAACGUGCUCAGACGACGGUCCUCGCUAUUGCAGCAGUAAAUGUGGGGGCCAUGGAUGUGUGUGCAGGGAGGGAUACGUGCAAUUAAAAGCGGAGCCACUAACUUGCGUUCCCCGUGAGCAAUGCCCGUUUAAGCCAAAGCUCUGCCCAGUUUCCAACCAGGUGUACACUACCUGCAAAUCGCGCUGCCCGGCGACUUGUACGAACAAGGAACCCGGCGCGUGCACGUACGAGUGCGCCGGAGAAGGAUGUGUUUGUAAGAGAGGCUAUGUCAUGCUACGAGAGAAACCCCUUCACUGCGUCCGCGCCACUGAAUGUCCGGCAGCGCCCGAACGUUGUCCGGGUGUUAAUCAAGUUUACUCAAACUGCAAGUCUCCGUGCCCUCUUAGUUGUUUCGAUUUCAAAGCUCGUGCCUGCCCAGCGACAUGCGCCGGCGAGGGCUGCGAAUGCAAGAAGGGAACGGUAAUGUUCCGGGAGAAACCGCUGACAUGCGUCAAGCCGAGAGAAUGCUUUGACAUUGCCAACGCCGUUAAUCCGGAUUUGCUGCCGUCAAUCUCAGAGGCGAUGACAAAUUCGAGCGUGGGACCAGGUGGGAUACUUUUUCCGGGAGCCCCCGAACGGCCCACACAACCAAGCUUGCCAACUACGAAUGCAAGCGUGGGGCCGGGUGGCAUGGUGUUCCCAGGAGAGCCGCCCGAGCAGGUGCCUCCACCGGCCUUGCCUCCGCUGCCUGCGUUACCAACGCCAGGCCCAAGUGUGGUCCCAGGUGUUCCAGAAGGUCCAACAGUUCCCGCUAGGCCGACUCGACCAAGCCUACCUUCACAACCUGAAGGCCCUGCGAUAGUUCCAAAUAUACCACCAAGCCGACCAGUACAACCAGAAGCACCCACCUGUCCCGUCUCAACCACAUGUGCCACCACCAAGCAUGCAACCAAGCAUCCCGGCGUAUCCAGCAACACCAACGACGCCGGCUCAACCAGGAUACCCUUCAUCGGGUGGGUUCCUUGUCCCAAAACCAAGUGGUAUACCAGGGGCUCCGGUAUAUCCAGGAGUCAUCAUGAUGCCCGGUCAUCCAGGCUUCCCAUCAGGUGGGAUGCCGACGGUACCAGGUGUUCAACUUGAAGAAGUACCCGUCGUGAAGUCCUUGGGCAAACCUCACUACUAGAUGUUUAACAGCCCGUUGCUCAACAUCCCUCGGAAUCGAUUUCACCCGCGCUGUCUGUAGCGUGGUCACGGCUAGUAGGGGACAUCAUAUUUACACAGAAUUAUUAGGCGGUCAAUAUUAAAGCAACUCGUAGUUUUUGAACUACUCUUUGCCAAUUUAUUACAUAAGAAGCUUUUCUGCCAUUAAACAACGUGCUUGUAAACAAAAUGUAUCUCAUGACGGCUGGUUUUCUUAACUUGAUCUUAUGAGUAUAGCGGCAGAGGUUUGACCUCAUUUCCAUGAAGCUUUCACAACGCGUAUGGUUGUGCUCCAAUAAAAAUGUUGCUAUGUUCCUUA